CGUUCCCCGCUACCGAGGGUAACGGUUGGACGAGGGAGCGAGGCUGCCGCUUUGUGCAAUUGGCUGCGGCGCUGUCACUCCUUCGUCCUCCCCCGUCACUGCUGGUGGUGCUCUCUCGCUUUCUGGGCCUGAGGCGAGACUGCUGGCCAGGCCGCGCGAGGAGGGGGUUCGCACCAUCUUCGCGGCAAGGGACGGAGGAGGAGGAGGUGGGAGCUUGCGCGGAGACGCAGCGAGGUAAUGCCGGGACCCAGGAGGGAGCUGGCACACCGCUGAGAGAGCGAGGAUAGCGGGGAGAGAGAUGCGCUGGCCGUGCAAGUCCACCACCUCCAGUUGCUGCCUCCGACGCUGUGCAGCCGCAGUUUAGGUAACGUAAUCCAUGGGUAAAGUUGGGAAUAUGUGGAACAGCUUCAAGUACAGAUGCCAAAGUCUCUUUAAUCCUGAAGGUGGAAAUAGAAAUGAAAAUGUAGACAUAAAUUCCAAUAGUGCAUCUGUUAGAGAUAAAAGUGUUUGUGUGCCUGGUCCAGCUCAGCAGCAACCUAGCAGCCCUUUGCAACUGAAUCUAAAUACUUCAAAAAGCUUUUCAAGGAAGAAUCAAAAUUGUGCCACAGAAAUCCCUCAGAUUGUAGAAAUAAGCAUUGAGAAAGAAAUUGACUUGAAUGUUGCCUCAGGAGCUAAAUUUGCACGAAGGGAUUCCUACUCACGGCAUGCCCCAUGGGGUGGGAAAAAGAAACAUUCCUGCUCUACAAAAACCCAGAGCUCUUUGGAAAGUGAUAAAAGAUUUGGCUGUUCUCACUUGCAAAGGAGGGAAAGAAGAUACGGUGUGAGCUCAGUUAACGAUACGGAUAGCAUCUCAAGCAGAACCAUAGGAAGUCGUUCUCUGAGGCAAAGACUGCAGGAUACUGUAGGCUUAUGUUUCCCUAUGAGAACGUACUGCAAACAGUCUAAGCCUCUCUUUUCCAACAAAAGGAAGAUCCAUCUUUCUGAACUUAUGUUAGAAAAAUGUCCUUUUCCUGCUGGGUCAGAUCUGGCCCAAAAGUGGCAUUUAAUUAAGCAGCACACAGCUCCAGUGAGUCCACACUCUGCUAUUUUUGAUGCAUUUGACUCCUCCUUGGCUUCUACAGAAGAUGAGGAAGACAGACUGAGAGAGAGACGAAGGCUCAGUAUAGAAGAAGGGGUGGAUCCUCCUCCCAAUGCUCAGAUACAUACCUUUGAAGCUACUGCACAGGUUAAUCCAUUAUAUAAACUAGGGCCAAAGCUGCCCCCUGGCAUGUCUGAACUGAUGGGAGACUGCAGUUCAACAACACAAGGAAGUUGUGAUUUGGAGGAAGACACAACUACUCUCUGCUUGCAGUCACGUAGACAAAAGCAGCGCCAAAUAUCUGGAGAGAGCCAUAGCCACAUCACCAGACAAGGAGCUUGGAAAGUACAUACACAGAUUGAUUACAUUCACUGCCUAGUGCCAGAUUUACUUCAAAUUACCAGUAAUCCAUGCUACUGGGGCGUGAUGGACCGUUAUGAAGCAGAAGCACUUCUAGAAGGAAAACCUGAAGGGACUUUUUUGCUCAGGGACUCUGCUCAAGAAGACUACCUCUUCUCUGUGAGCUUCCGCCGCUAUAACCGGUCUUUACAUGCACGCAUCGAGCAGUGGAAUCACAACUUCAGUUUUGAUGCUCACGACCCCUGUGUGUUUCACUCCUCCACUGUAACAGGACUUCUGGAACACUACAAAGAUCCUAUUUCUUGCAUGUUUUUUGAACCGCUACUUACAGUUUCCCUAAACAGGACUUUUCCUUUCAGCUUGCAAUAUAUCUGCCGGGCAGUAAUUUGCAGGUAUACUUCAUAUGAUGGGAUUGAUUGUCUUCCUUUGCCAACAAUGUUGCAGGACUUUCUGAAGGAAUAUCAUUAUAAACAAAAGGUUAGAGUGCGAUGGUUGGAGCGGGAACCAAUUAAGGCAAAGUGAACAAAGUUCAGAAUCCCUAGUAAGCUCACAUUGUGCUUUUUUGUGUAUGUGUUACAGUAUACUACAGUAAGCACAUCAGUGUUUAGAUUUUAUUGUACUUUGAGCUUAAUUGUGUUUACAAGUCAGAUGCUGCCUCCAGUUAAUCAAACUUAGUUGUGAAUACCUCUUGAAACAACGAACAGAACACAAAAUCACAUUUUUCAUGCAGACUUUUAGAUUAUAAUUUGCCAGUUACAAAAUAAAUCUACUUUCUACUACAGUAUUUGUAGUAUUGAUGUAAGACAGCUAUUGGGCAUUAACUUUUAAAUUCUAUUCAGUUUCAUAAUUCAUAAUGAAGUAGCUUGUUAGCUUUUUUCUUCUUGAUUGAUAUGAGCACUUGAAUACCAAAAAUUGAUUCAGAAUAGCUGCAUUCAGUGCUACUUUUCACAGUUCUUCUAUGCCACUUUUUAUGUCAAUACUGUUUUAAGAGGAAAAGUCAUAAGUAACAGGGGAAAUCACUAUAACAUGUCAUUUCUACAUUUUAAAAUCAUGUGUAUUAAGAAGUUCUGUACCAAUAUGUGGUUCUCCAAAUUAAAUAUUUUAAUGGGUUAAUCAUGUAGGUAUAAUCAGAUAGUUAAAUCUGCCAAAAAUGCAUAUAAGUAAAAUAAUAGUUCUAAAAGAGAGAGAAAAA
Molecule: messenger RNA, 2630 nt
Organism: Candoia aspera
Lineage: Eukaryota; Metazoa; Chordata; Lepidosauria; Squamata; Candoiidae
Gene: SOCS5
Product: suppressor of cytokine signaling 5
Exons: 2
Coding region: 377-1960 (527 amino acids)
Biological process (GO): phosphatidylinositol phosphate biosynthetic process; intracellular signal transduction
Cellular component (GO): phosphatidylinositol 3-kinase complex
Molecular function (GO): 1-phosphatidylinositol-3-kinase regulator activity
Source: RefSeq, a predicted model, not a curated record